Messenger RNA from Daucus carota subsp. sativus, 3043 nucleotides. Its product is annotated as exocyst complex component SEC10b. The coding region runs from base 197 to 2710 and encodes 837 amino acids. The transcript is spliced from 25 exons. NCBI's taxonomy places the organism in Eukaryota, Viridiplantae, Streptophyta, Magnoliopsida, Apiales, Apiaceae. Gene Ontology annotation, biological process: Golgi to plasma membrane transport; exocytosis. Gene Ontology annotation, cellular component: cytoplasm; exocyst. The record is from RefSeq and is a predicted model, not a curated record.
ACAAUUGUCAUCCCGUCGCUCAUAUCAUCAUUGUAGUCUUCGCUUAUACAGACUGUUUUCUCUCUCUAAAAAUCCCUCUUUCUCUCUCUAACCUUGCUCGAUCUAUAUCAAUCGCAAAGAGUACAAAGAACAACAGCAGUGAUAUACAAAUCAUCUGCUGCAGUCAUCAUAUCACUCUAAUUCCAUCACCAAAGAGAUGAAAGAGAGUAGAAGUAGAGGCAGGUCCAAUAAAACUUCGAUAUCCUCUUCCAACGAUUCCCAGCCACUCGUUUUAAAUAUAGAGGAUUUCAAGGGGGGAUUUUCCUUUGAUGCAUUGUUUGGAAACUUGGUAAAUGAGUUGCUCCCAUCUUUUCAAGAUGAAGAAUCAGAAUCAGCAGAAGGUCACUCAAACAAUUCUGGAAAUGACACUUUGCCAAAUGGUAAUAUAAAAUCCUCUGAAGCUGGAAAAUGGUCACAAGGGGAUUCAAGCCCUUCAUUUCCAGAGGUGGAUGCUCUAUUGUCUUUGUUUAAAAAUUCCUGCACUCAGUUAGUUGAUCUGCAGAAACAGAUUGAUGGAAGACUUGACAAUCUCAAGAAAGAAGUUGCCUCCCAGGACUCAAAGCACCGGAAGACACUCACUGAGCUGGAAAAAGGCGUAGAUGGCUUAUUUGAAAGCUUUGCAAGACUUGAUUCACGUAUUUCUAGUGUUGGGCAAACUGCUGCUAAAAUUGGAGAUCAUUUGCAGAGUGCAGAUGCUCAGCGAGAUACUGCUAGCCAAACGAUGGAGCUCAUAAAGUAUCUGAUGGAGUUUAAUAGUAGCCCGGGUGACUUAAUGGAGCUGUCACCGCUUUUUUCUGAUGAUAGUCGUGUUGCUGAGGCUGCAUCAAUUGCUCAAAAAUUGCGAUCAUUUGCGGAGGAAGAUAUUGGAAGAAGGCAAAACAUGACGGUCUCAUCUGCUGAGGGUAAUGCAACUGCUAGCAGAGGAUUGGAAGUGGCGGUUGCUAAUCUUCAAGAAUACUGUAAUGAAUUGGAAAACAGAUUGUUAUCUCGGUUUGAUGCAGCAUCACAGAGGAGAGAACUUUCUACCAUGGCCGAGUGUGCUAAAAUCUUGUCUCAGUUUAACAAGGGCACCAGUGCCAUGCAACAUUAUGUAGGACUGCGCCCGAUGUUUGAUGUGGAGGUCAUGAAUUCAGACACUGCAUUACUUCUUGGUGACCAAGAUUCACAACCUAGUCCGAGCAAUGUCUCUCGGGGACUAUCUUCACUUUACAAAGAUAUUACUGAUACUGUGCGUAAAGAAGCUGCUACCAUAACGGCUGUAUUCCCUUCUCCAAAUGAUGUUAUGUCGAUCUUGGUUCAGCGAGUCAUGGAGGACCGUGUUCCCAAACUACUCGAGAAACUUUUGGAAAAGCCAUCUCUUAGUAACCCACCUCCUCUUGAAGAAGGUGGACUUCUAUUAUAUCUUAGACUGCUAGCUGUGGCAUACGAGAAAACCCAGGAACUUGCUAGAGAUCUGCAUGGUGUUGGGUGUGGUGACUUGGAUGUUGAAGGCCUGACAGAGUCUUUGUUUUCUCCUCACAAAGAUAUGUAUAUCGAGUAUGAGCAAGCGUCUCUGAAACAACUCUACAAAGCUAAGAUGGAGGAAUUGCGUGCGGAGAACCAGCUAUCCUCUGAAUCAAGCGGAUCAAUAGGACGUUCUAAAGGAUCUUCAAUACAGUCUUCUCAGCAGAUAUCUGUUACUGUGGUGACAGAGUUUGUUCGAUGGAAUGAAGAGGCAAUUACUAGAUGUUCUUUGUUUUCGUCUCAGUCCACCACACUUGCGGCGAACGUAAAACCCAUGUUCACUUGUCUUUUAGACCAGGUUAGUCAAUACACAACAGAGGGUCUUGAACGUGCUAGAGACGGCCUCACUGAAGCUGCAGCUUUGAGAGAAAGGUUUGUGCUUGGCACAAACCUUAGUCGAAGAGUGGCUGCUGCAGCUGCUUCCGCUGCAGAAGCUGCAGCUGCUGCCGGAGAAAGCAGUUUCCGAUCUUUUAUGGUGGCGGUACAGCGUUGUGGCAGCAGUGUUGCUAUUGUUCAGCAAUAUUUUUCGAACUCAAUAGCUCGGCUUUUACUCCCUGUCGAUGGUGCGCAUGCUGCUGCUUGUGAGGAAAUGUCAACAGCUAUGUCCAGUGCAGAAGGUGCUGCCUAUAAAGGGCUUCAGCAAUGCAUUGAGACGGUCAUGGCAGAGGUGGAACGGUUGCUUUCAGCUGAACAAAAAGCAACAGAGUAUCGCUCACCUGAUGAUGGGCUCAUUCCUGAUCAUCGUCCAACAACUGCGUGCACGAGGGUUGUUGCAUAUCUUUCCCGUGUGCUGGAGGCAGCUUUCACUGCACUUGAUGGCCUUAACAAACAAGCUUUCCUUACUGAAUUGGGAAACCGCUUGCACAAAGGUCUGAUUAAUCACUGGCAGAAGUUCACUUUUAACCCGAGCGGCGGGCUGCGGCUUAAGCGUGACAUCACUGAAUACGGGGAGUUUGUGCGCAGUUUCAAUGCACCUUCUGUGGAUGAGAAGUUUGAAUUAUUGGGCAUCAUGGCCAAUGUCUUUAUUGUUGCUCCGGAGAGCUUGUCAAGUCUGUUUGAGGGUACUCCAAGUCUUCGGAAAGAUGCACAAAAAUUCGUCCAGCUUAGAGAGGACUACAAAAGUGCAAAACUUGCUUCGAAGCUUAGCUCUCUGUGGCCCAGCUCUUAAUGCAUUUUGUGGUAUGGUUUUGACAAUCUAUGGGUAUUGGUACUUCAGCUUCAUUGCCCAGUUCACACCCAUCUGUGAGUUCAUGAUUACGAUGCCUUGUUCAAGACUUCAGGUCAAACAAAGUUAGAUACCUGUGGCUAAGUUUAUUCUGUGGAUAUAUAACUCCUUAGGUACAUUAUCAGGAAUAGAAAAUUACCUAUAAGUAUUACUAUGUGGCUAAGUUUAAAUUAUUAGUAUUUUUUACUUUAAAUUGUCACAACUUCCAAUUUUUCCCCGAGUGUACAUUUCUGCGACUAUAUAGGUUAUGAAUUAUUUCUAUCAUGUUUACUUUAA